Brassica oleracea var. oleracea is the source of this 857-nucleotide messenger RNA. RefSeq lists its product as uncharacterized. Bases 70 to 759 code for a protein of 229 amino acids. The record is from RefSeq and is a predicted model, not a curated record. The transcript has 2 exons. NCBI's taxonomy places the organism in Eukaryota, Viridiplantae, Streptophyta, Magnoliopsida, Brassicales, Brassicaceae.
CGCAGGUAGUUUACAAUAUGACAAUAAUAUUAAAUUGGUUUAGUUUACAAUAAUAGUAUUUGACUAACAAUGUGUUUAAUUGUUUUUGGAAUAGGCAUUGGAGCAUUUUUCAGGGAUUUGAGCACACGCACUCUUAAAGAAGAAGUCGUAGAACAGCUUCAGGAGAACAUUCCUAUCUUAUUGUGCAACUUGGAGAAGAUAUUUCCUCCAGGCUUUUUUGACGUGAUGGAGCAUCUAGCUAUCCACCUCCCAUAUGAGGCAUUGCUUCGUGGACCGGUACAUUACGGAUGGAUGUAUCAGUACGAGCGAGCCAUGAAAUAUUUGAAGGGAAAAGCAAAGAACCUCGCCAAAGUUGAAGGUUCUAUAAUUGCUGGAAGUUUGACAGAAGAAGUUUCUCACUUCACAUCGUACUACUUUGCGUCAAAAGUACGUACCCGAAGAAGAGCUCCAAGAAGAUAUGAUGAUGGUGGCGUUGCGCCCACAUAUGCAGUUGUUGGUGUUCCAGAAAUCUUUAGCCAGAUUGGACGACUUGGUGGGAAAUCAAAACAGGUUUGGUGGUCGAGUGAAGAAGACGCUCAUAGUGCACACACCUAUAUUCUACUCAAUUGCGAGGAUCCAUUGAUGCGUUAUUUUGAAAGCAUGUUUGUUUCACAAGUCAAAGAAACAUUUCCUGGUAUAUCCACAAGUGACGUAGACAAAAGAAAAGAUCAACACUUUGUUAAGUGGUUGAAGAAUCAGGUAUUAAUCAAAUACUUUUAAAAUUUUCAUACAUGAAUGAUUUGUAUUUCAACGUUCUUUUUAUUUUUAAAUAGGUUGAUUAUGACGACGAUGCAGAUUAUCCUAAGUGGUUACACGAA